This is a messenger RNA of Acaromyces ingoldii, 1560 nucleotides long. RefSeq lists its product as hypothetical. Gene Ontology annotation, molecular function: metal ion binding. Gene Ontology annotation, cellular component: nucleus. The transcript has 4 exons. The coding region runs from base 1 to 1560 and encodes 519 amino acids. Lineage: Eukaryota; Fungi; Basidiomycota; Exobasidiomycetes; Exobasidiales; Cryptobasidiaceae. The record is from RefSeq and is a predicted model, not a curated record.
AUGGCUGAUGAGGAAGCAGCCGCACUGCGAGCUCAGAUUGCCGCCCUCUCUGGAGCUAUUGAUCAACGACGAUCCGGGCCAUCGAACUAUGGAGCAGAGGGAGUGCGCGGCCGUGAAAGGGGAAGGGGAAGAGGAGGAAGAGGGAGGGGAGCGCCCACGCCAAGCCGAAAUCGAACGCUGGUCCUGUCUACUGAACCUGGCUUUUCUUCCUUGUCUCGGUUCUCUCCCAGUUCCACGCUUGCGCCCUCGGAGACAUCCGCCGACGGCCAUUCUGGCGGCUGGGUGAAGCGAAAGACGACGCACAAUAUGAGUCUGGUCAGCUCUUCUACCUUCGAAAAGACCGAGCCUGCUCGUCUGGCAGCACUGGAGGCCACUCGAAAAGCCGGGAAAGCACAGGCUUCGCCAUUUAAAGAAGAGGUCAUUAUCGAUGGCGUCACUUUCGAAUUCGAUGAGACUGGAACAAAGCUGGUGAAGAAAGCUGCGCGUCCCCGCUCGCCUUCACCUGUGCCAUCGCACAUGGCGCCCUCCAAUUCCGACGUUGCAAAGGCCGACGACCGACAACCAAGUACACCUCUGAAAACGUCGGUAAACGGUCAGGCUUUCGUGAGGACGAAGAGAGGAAAUCUCAUCAGCGUCGAACUGCUUGCAAAACGAAAGGAAGAGAAGCAGACAGCCCAAAAGCUGAAGAGGUUGGACUCAAUAGGGCAAUGCAAACGAGGGUUAUCAUGCCCCUACACCCACGACGCCGCCAAAAUCGCCAUUUGCCCUGGCGUUCUGAGAUCUUCGGGCUGCACGCAGGCACCAGGGUCAUGCCUGCUUUCCCACGACAUCCGUCCCGAACGGGUUCCCCAUUGCGUCCAUUAUCUCAGAAUCGCAACAUGUCGAAACGGCGAAACCUGUCCCUACACGCACCCGAGUCCGACCUCGCGCCAAUCGAUCAACGUGCGCGCCGACAAUAUCUGCCCAGAGUUCACCAAGGUGGGCUGGUGUGAUGGUGGGAGAGAGUGCAAGAAGCGACAUACGUGGGACUGCCCAGCCUUUGUCAGAUCCGGCCAGUGCCAAACAAAGGGCUGCAGGCUGCUGCAUGUGAUUCGCGCUGAGAGCUUAGGAAACGGCAAAAAGGGACGACAAGACGAGGAGGAAGGACUGCAGGAUGCCGAUCUAUUCGUCAGGGACGAUAGCGCAUUUGAUCAGGAGGAGGAGGAGGAGGAGGAAGAGGAGGAAGGUGAUACUGAAGAUGCUGAGGCGAAAGAAGAGGAGGAGGGGGAGGAGGAAGAAAAAGAGAAGGAGGAUGCGGCUGGAGAGGAAAAUUCAACACGAGGUAAAGAUAGCGAGGCAUCGACGAAGAGAAAGAGGCAGGAUGAACAAAUUGACUUCAGCUCGACGAGGCAAAAGCGCAAGACGGCAAAAGAUUUCAUCGGCCAGCAGGAUUUUAUUUCUUUCACCGAAGCUGAUGACGAUGGUGAUGACGACGGUGAUAUUGACUGCAGCAUCAAAGAGGAGGGACCGGAUGGUUCCGUUCACUCUGAUUCAGACGAUGGAGCUGGAGGAGACAUGUGA